AGGCGGUGUCUGCCCUCAUCAAAGAUGGCGGUGGGCAGCGCCGCUGGUCACUAGGCUCCCGCCGUUCGCUCCUCGCCGGGCUUCGCGGCUGACAUGGCGGCGGCCGAGCUGGAGUACGAGUCCGUUCUUUGCGUGAAGCCCGAUGUCAACGUCUACCGCAUCCCGCCGCGCACCUCCAACCGCGGGUACAGGGCGUCUGACUGGAAACUGGACCAUCCAGACUGGACAGGCCGGCUUCGUGUCACCUCCAAAGGCAAAACUGCUUACAUAAAACUGGAGGAUAAGGUUUCAGGCGAACUUUUUGCCCAGGCUCCUAUAGAUCAAUACCCUGGCAUUGCAGUGGAGACUGUGGCAGAUUCCAGCCGCUACUUUGUCAUUCGAAUUCAGGAUGGGACUGGACGAAGUGCUUUUAUAGGCAUUGGCUUCACAGAUCGGGGUGAUGCCUUUGACUUCAACGUCUCUUUGCAGGAUCACUUCAAGUGGGUGAAGCAGGAGACUGAAAUCUCCAAGGAGUCCCAGGAAGCUGACACACGUCCCAAAUUAGACUUAGGGUUUAAGGAAGGGCAGACCAUCAAGCUAAACAUUGGGAACAUGACAUCAAAGAAAGGAGGAGUAGCCAAGCCCCGUGUGUCUGGAUCAGGGGGCCUAAGCCUGCUGCCACCCCCACCAGGAGGCAAAAUUGCAGUCCCUCCUAUACCUCCCCCUUCCUCCACAGCCGUUGCCAACCAUGUCACACCACCACCUGUGCAGAAAUCCAGUAAUGGUGCAGAUAUUCUUUUAGAUUUAGAUGCUCCUGCAGCUGCAUCCAAGGCACCAGUAUCAGCUACCACAGACCUCUGGGGAGACUUCAGCACUGCAUCCAGUGCUGUUCCAAAUCAGGCUCCUCAGCAGUCCAACUGGGUCCAGUUCUGAAUGAUCAAAGCAGUGGAAUGGGACAAAUUGUUGACCUAGAGGCACCAAAUGGGAUCAGAGGGGGCACAAACCUCUCUAGUCUUCAAUCAAAUUGGGACAAUCCUUCAUUUUUAGAUCAGACCUUCACUUAAACUUACUAUUUUUGAUCCCACUGAACCUAAAGAGAACAUACUGACUCCUCCCAACAUGGGCAAGGAGAAGAGAGGUAGCCGUAUCACCUCCAUCCACUUGGCCAUUACAUGGUACAUCCUAACUCUUUUUCCCUGUCUUUUCAUACAGGGAAAGCAAGAAUCUUGAAGAAAGUGGGUACAGGAGGAGGCUGAGUAGGUGCCUCUGGGUUCCUUGUCCUUCAAAUUUUUCCUGGCUAGGCUGUUGCCGUGCUGAGAACAGCUGCAUUUGGCUACACUUGCUAAAUGGAACCUCUAAGGAGAUAGAUAUUUUCUCAGCACAAAACCCUUUUGGAUUAAUGACAUCUGUGUUGAGAAGUGACUCCCCAUGCACACUUGUGUCUUUGGUGGAAUUCUUGGUAGUGCUGCAUGUCCUUGUGCUCCUGUGGGAGGAGUCAUACAAGUCCUUGAGUAGGGCUGCUGCUGUUGCGCUGUAGUUUCAGGUGGGCACCCUAUCUCCAGGCUCCUGAUUUGGAUUGCAGGUUCACUGGAGGAACUUCCUCUCAUUUUUACUCCUUUCUCCCCAGACAAAGGCCUCACUGUCAUUGAGCUGUUUUAACUGGAAAUAGCUUUAAGGGAAAAAAAAGGCCUGUUUUUACAAUUUGGUAGUUACUUGCACUAGAUGACAACCAGGUGAUUCCCACCACUCAGCAUUUCAUGUUCCUGCAUCACUAUCCUGAGCCCUGGCCUUGUGUUGUGACUUGGCACUGUGUUACAAGUAUUGCAUAUCUACGAUAAGAAUUAUGGUGGGACAAUAGAUUAUUCUCUGAUGAAGGGAAAGUUACCUUCCCCUUUUUAACUCAUUUGAACAAGAAAUGUAUAGUAGGCUCAAUCCUGAGAUCUGUGGGAGCAAAAUUCUCCACCUCUGCUCCUUAUUAUGACUCUUCUGAGUCCAGCUUUUAGGGAUGUGAGGUGGUUAUUGGAACUUAUAAUUUUAUUUUUAAUGUGUCCAAGCCCCCUCUAUUUUCUGUGUGGUUAAGGGAGUUAGAAAGAGGUAAAAAGCCAUGACUUCCUACUUUUUUCUUUGGGAGAGUUUCCUGAGGCAGUGUGGACACUACUUCAUCUUCUGCAGCUGUGGAUGUGAUCUGGGGUGUAAGUCUGUUGAUUACUGUGGGCAAACUCACAGGGCAGGCUGGAAACCUCUCACUGCUGAAUUGCUACCCUUCAUGCUGGCACAGAAGCCAAAACACUAGCUGGGAAGUUGGUCUCAGUAGCUCUUGACUACCCAGUUACUGGAACACUAGGGCAUUGGUGCUUUGCUGGAAGGCUUCUUCCUAUUUUGAACACGCAACACAAAAACACUUUUGUGUCUCUAGCACACCUUCGCAAGAAAAUGUUUCUCUUUGGGCAAAAAUUUUCUGGUGAGGCUUUUAAAAGAGUAGUUAGAUGUAUGCACCUUGUAUUGGCAAAGGUCUUUUGUCAUUUUUGUCUGGCUACAGUGAGGGCAUUUUGGAGACAGUUUCAGUUAGACCAUCCCUCUGGGAAGCAACAUUCUUGAAAUAGCUCUAAAGCUGCUGCAGUUCCACUUGUGGAAUUGGGGACCAGACUGCUCUUGGAUGUUUUUUAAGUAGUCAUUUAACCCUGAUUCCCUGGCUCUCUUGGUGUUUCCCCCUGCCAGCUCUCCCCUGCCUUCAUAGUCACUCCUGCAGUCUCACUGUACUUCAGCUCUUUGACUCCUGAACUUGUGGAUGGCUGUAGUCUGCAAGCAACAUCACAGACUCCUGGGCUGGCAUUUUAUUUUCUUUGUCUUCUUUUUGUUUGCUCACAUCCUCGUGAGGUCCUGUCAUUUCAACUAUGUAUCAAUUCCCCAACCAAGGAAGUUGAUGGCACCAACAAUGAACUAGGAGCCUCUUCUGUAUUGUCUUAGUAUUCUGGAGAUAAUAUAUUAUGUAUUUGAAAAGCUGAAGAAGCAAAAAUUAAAAAUAUAUGUAUAUAAAGCAUAAGAUGUACUGGUGCAAGUGGUAAUUAAACAAGUAAUACUGGGGAAAAAAUGUCA
Messenger RNA from Passer domesticus (house sparrow), 3075 nucleotides. RefSeq names its product NECAP endocytosis associated 1 (gene NECAP1). The transcript has 8 exons. Bases 94 to 912 code for a protein of 272 amino acids. The record is from RefSeq and is a predicted model, not a curated record. Lineage: Eukaryota; Metazoa; Chordata; Aves; Passeriformes; Passeridae. Gene Ontology annotation, biological process: endocytosis. Gene Ontology annotation, cellular component: clathrin vesicle coat; membrane.